This is a messenger RNA of Fusarium subglutinans, 2004 nucleotides long. RefSeq lists its product as uncharacterized. The transcript has a single exon. The record is from RefSeq and is a predicted model, not a curated record. NCBI's taxonomy places the organism in Eukaryota, Fungi, Ascomycota, Sordariomycetes, Hypocreales, Nectriaceae. Bases 1 to 2004 code for a protein of 667 amino acids.
AUGUCUUUGAGCAUGAUACCAAACACUCAUUUGAACCAUGACGAUACUCACUCGCUGCCGUUGUCAAGCCGACAUGGCCAUGCCCAAGGCCGUAGCAUGGAUGUUACGGCGUCGACUCUGCACAGAAGCAGUCCUCUCGAUCUAGACUUCGCUAAGAUUCGGCCGCUCAUUAAAUCGGGAACAUACCUUGAACCAAUCGACACAAGUGUUCGCACCUCAAGCGACAUCCAAGCUGUUUCUCCGACUACACCAAGCGAUCCAUCAACGCUGAGAUUCUCAUCCAACGCUGGCAUCAUCGAGCAUUACUCACAGGCUUGGAAUACUCAAGACAACCAAAACGAUCGAACAGAGCAUGACUUUUCCGAAUUUGAGCAACUCAUUGGCCCAACAGCCGGUCAUGCUCCACGAUGGCCAUUCAUCAAUGAUGAUAGCCUAAAUACCCCAGACUCUGUAGAUGCAGAGCCCUUAUUUCCUUCCUCCCGUGCUCCAACGACAAGGCCAAGGCCAAUAUACCAGAUCCACGAAGGUCUAGAAGAUCUUGCCGAUCUAUAUGUUCCGCCCAUGGACUCAGUACCCGAAGCUGGCGAGGUAGAAGCACACCCUCCGCGACCUCCUCCUACAUCCCGAACCGGCCCUGGCAAGGUCAUGACAGCGGCUGAGUUCGAGGCUCUACAGAAGCGCAAGGUCCGAGAAGAAGCUGAAAGGCGCUUCUAUGGCGGUGAAGAAGAGGAAGACGAUAAACUGGACUACGAGGGUAUAGACGAUACCGAGGUAGUGAACAGACAGAAAGCGCAGCGUAAGAAGCAGCAGGCGUAUCUCGAUGGCGGCUAUCGACAACAGAUGAUGAAGAGCACAAAUGGACCUGACUUCCCACCAUUGGUUUCUCACUCGCGAGUCUCUUCAUCGUGGUCCAUGAAGUCGUUCAAGACGUUUCAAGGUUUGCGAGAAGACAACACCCCAAGGCGUGACCACGAAGAUGAGGACGAGGAUGUGCCUUUGGCACUGCUGCAGAUCCAGCGGCGGUCAGGUAGCAAGGCUCCAUCCAUCAUCAACUUCGGUCCGACGAGGGGAGAUUCCAUCUCACAGCUCCUACCGAUUGACAGCAUUAGACAAAACUCACGAACACCAAUGCCAGCAUUUGCGAGAAGUCUUCCGCAAGAUAUCUUCCCAGCGGGCCCCCAAACUGCCUGGCCCAUGAACAACCAGCAGCUCAUCCCAGGCGGUUUGGUCGGCGUGAUAGCGAGCGAAGAGCGCGCCAAGAAGGCGCGCCGUGUACCCCCGAGUACCGGCUUCCAGCCUCUGCCCGACACCAACGAGGCUUUCAACUGGGGCCAAUCAAUGGCACAGCCCGUUGGAACAGCGCAUUCUUAUGGCCUGCCAGGGACGCAGGCACCGAUGGCCUUCUCCAGGCCUCAGACGCCAGUUGCUAUCCCUCAGCUGCCCCCGCUUACUUCCAACCAAGAGAUGUUCAACUUCUUGCAGGCUCAGACUCAGAUUCUGAGAUCCAUGGCGACUAUGAACCAGAGAAGCAAUCAACCCGGGGAUACCUUCUCAACUCAGCAGUUGGUCAUGAACAUGGGGCCUCUCGGUGCCGGGUCGACGUAUGCGCCGUCCCUUUAUGCACCUUCGAACUAUGCAAAGUCGAACUAUGCACCAUCAAAUUACGCAAGAUCUGUCCAUCAACAACCCGGGGGAUAUGCAGCGUCAGUCGCACCAUCAGAACGCAACACCGUUGGCCUUCCAAGUCGUUACAGACCAGUUUCUAAAGCUGUGAACCAAACACCCUUGGGAAAAGCAAACAAGAACGAUGAAAUAAUGCCUCUCGGCAACUGGGAUAACAAUAGAUCUAACAUUCCUCGAACUAGUGUUGCCAUCGACCAAGAUAGCACAGAUGAUGACGACGAUGACGCAUUCUGGAGAGCGAAAAGAGAAAAAAGAGAUAGAAGGAGGGCUAGGUUUAUCCAGGAGACUGAUUUGGGAAUAAAGCCAGAAUGGAUUAGCUAG